UCUUCGACGUCUUGCAUUUGUAAUCGCGGCCGGUGACGCUGCGUAAGUGGCCAAGAGAAAGUAAUGGUCGACAGAAGGUUACAUUCUGCUAAGUCCCAUUUGCGAUCCGUAUCUAAACAAAAUGGAACUUAAAGUUGGAAUUAUCGCCAUAGUGUUUGUGAUAUUUACUAUUUUCCCUAUAAACAUCGAAGGAGGCCUAAAGAGAUGUUACGUGUGUAGAUCGAGAGGUGAGAAUGGAAGUUGCAAGGAUCCGUUCACGUUGAAUGCUACACAGGCGGACGAAGAAAAGGGCGUAGAUACGAUCCCUUGCGCUUCCGGUUGGUGUGGGAAAAUCGUGGAGACUGAAAAUGCGUUGAAAGAAGAGUAUGGUGUGGCUACACAAAGGAUAUGCCUGCAACGAGGACCUUCGGACAGCGAGGAUCGCUGCGGACAAACCAAAUGGCAAUACCGUCCAGUUCUGAUGUGCUUCUGUAAAGGAGAUUUAUGCAAUGAUGCGUCCACUGUGUCCUUAUCUGCAAUUCUUCUUGGAAUUGCAUUCUUUACUAUUAGACUGAUUUGAGUGAACUAUUAUAAAUAAAUAGAAUAUACAAUUUACGCGAUUUAU
Messenger RNA from Nicrophorus vespilloides, 604 nucleotides. RefSeq lists its product as uncharacterized. NCBI's taxonomy places the organism in Eukaryota, Metazoa, Arthropoda, Insecta, Coleoptera, Silphidae. The record is from RefSeq and is a predicted model, not a curated record. The transcript has 3 exons. Gene Ontology annotation, biological process: sleep; regulation of synaptic transmission, cholinergic; positive regulation of voltage-gated potassium channel activity. The coding region runs from base 122 to 559 and encodes 145 amino acids.